GAGGGAGGAGAGGUAGAGCUCAGAAGGGUGUGUUUUAUGUACCACUGCAGCAUCAGAGCAAAAAAAGACACGAGAAAAAGCCAGACUGAGUGGACAGGAAAGACAAAAUAAAGACACAGAAGAAGAAGAGAGCGAGAGAGAAGAAAAGGGAUAAAGGAAAAGCGGAGACAGAGAGAGAGACGUGACACCUGCAGAGAAAUGGGCUUCCAAAGGAGAGAGACUGAAGAAGAAGAAGAAGAGUAGAAGGAAAGCUGAUAAGCAGGGGAGAGACUGGAGGAGAUAUUUCAGCCGGAGAAGGGAUUGUGGACCUGACAGAGAGAGGCAGACAGCCUUAUACAGACUUGCUGUGAAAGCGACACACACAUCUUGAAACACAGUUGUUUUCUGGGCUCCACUCUCCAGAGGGUCUGGGAGGUCCCUGGAGUGUGUGUGUGUGCACGAGGUGGGAGGGUGUGUGUUUUAUGUGUUGAUGAGUGUGUGGGUGUCUUGCGUCACUUUUCAUGGGACAUUGAGAGAUGUGUGUGUCACAGCGUCGGUGGACGGGCUAUAGGGGGCCGUGCUCCCCCACCCUCCCCCUGAUCUUCCUCCUCCUCCUCCCUCUGUCCUUCCUCUCCUCCACGCCUCCCUUCGCUCAGGGAGCAAUCCAAAUCCCCGAAAACUAUAAAGUGAAAAACAUGUCACAGCCUCCGGUGCUGAAAGAGACGCCGAUAUCGUACACAGCCUUUUCUCAAGAGGACAUCAAUCUUCCCUGUGAGGCUUCUGGUACCCCAAAACCCACUUACCGCUGGAUGAAGGACGGGUUGGUCUUUGGAUCGGAGCGUAAUAACUCCGGGACGUUGGUAGCCGAAGGCGAGGGCCUCCUCACUCAGUACGAAGGCUACUACCGCUGCUACGCCUCCAACAUGCUGGGGACUGCCGUCACACAAACCGUACGGGUCAUCGUGGAGCCUCAACCAGUUCUUCAAAAACAACAAAAAAGAAAGCUGCAAGCUCACGUUGGAGAAAGCAUAAUGCUGUCCUGCAACCCUCCAAAAAGCUCCACUCCUCCACACAUCCACUGGAUGGACAAGAAGAUGGUGCACAUCAUGCAGAGUGACAGAGUGAUGGUCGGCCUGGACGGGAACUUGUACUUUUCCAAUCUUAAAAUGACAGACAGCAGGGACGACUACAUCUGCAACGCCCAGUAUACAGCGGCCAGGACUGUUCUCCCAGAUACCGCUGUCACCCUCACUGUCACGUCCAGUAAUGAUGUCCCUCACAGUAGAAAACCCCACUUGUUCCGUCCCACUAGCACCCACAGCCCUGUGCUGGCCCUCAGUGGACACAGCGUCACCCUUGAAUGUAUCCCCGGAGGCCUACCCACUCCGAGGGUGGAAUGGAAAAAGAAGGACGGUCGCCUGGAUGAAACGAGCGGCAAGCUGGAAAGACACAACCGCUGGCUUCAGUUCGACAGCAUCACCCAGGAAGAUGACGGGGAGUACGAGUGCAUCGCCUCCAACGGCCACGGGUCCAUCUCCAGCUCCUUCACCGUCACUGUGGAAGCGGCUCCCUACUGGGUGAAGGAGCCUCAGAACCUGCUGUACGCUCCCGGGGAGACUGUGCGACUGGACUGUCAGGCUGAAGGCAUCCCGACCCCCACCGUCAUCUGGAGCAUCAACGGUCAGCCGGUCGCAGAGGUGGAUGAUGACCCCCGUCGGAGCGUGUCCGGCGGUGUGUUUAUACUGAGGGAUGUUGAAUUCGCUGACACGGCUGUGUAUCAGUGCGAGGCCACCAACAAGCAUGGCUCCAUCCUGCUGAACACCUACCUCUACGUCAUCGAGCUCCCCCCUCAGAUCCUGUCCUCUGACGGAGUGGUGGCCAAAGUCACUGAGGGCGGGACCGUCAGUCUGGACUGUGAAUCCUUUGGCUCCCCACGACCCCACGUCACAUGGGAGGGCGAGGACAAGCUUUCUCUGCUGUCGGAGACCCGCGUCUCCCUGCUGACCAAUGGGACGAUCAAGCUGACCGACGUCAGUCACAGUGACAGCGGGGAGUACACCUGCUCGAUCAAACACACCAACAUCUCCAUCACUGCUUACCUGGAGGUCUACAAUCGAACGCUGAUAGUGACGAGCCCCCAGCACCUGCGUGUGGCCACAGGACACAGCGCUCUGCUGGACUGUCGCUUCUCCAAAGACCCUCGGCUGCCGGAGCCCCAGAUCAUCUGGAGGAAAGAUGGACAGAAACUGCAGGAGUCGUCACCAGAUGACAAGUACACUUUCUUCGACAACGGCACCUUGAAAGUGACAGACGUCCACUCAAGAGACAACGCGGCUUAUUCCUGUCAGGUCAUCACUGAGCUGGACAACGUGGUUGCGUCUGGCUCCAUCACUGUCCUAGCACGGCCGGACCCUCCCAAAGAUCUGACUUUUUCUGAUGUUGAAGACUACAGCCUCACUCUCACCUGGGUCCCAGGACACUCACACAACAGCCCCAUCGAAGAGUUCAUCGUAGAGGCCCACAUUCAGCAUCAGUCCGAGGAAACCGACGGGGAGUGGGUGGAGUGGAGCAAAAUGUCCGGGUUGGUCAACCACCUGAAGAUGGAACUCAACCCCUACUACAGAUACCGCUUCCGGGUCAUCGCCGUCAACCAAAUGGGCAAAAGCAACCCCAGCCAGCCCUCAGAAGAAUACACCACGCUUCCAGCUGUUCCUUACAGUAACCCCAGUCGUGUGCGCAGUGAGUCCAUAGACCCAAACACUCUGGUCAUUACAUGGGAUGAGAUGGACAAGCGCUCGCAUAACGGCCAGGGCUUCAUGUACAAAGUGUCAUGGCAGAAGGUUGGGGAUGGUCCAAACUGGAACUCUGAGACCGUAAAGUCUCCACCGUUCUUUGUAAACAACACAGGAACGUACACACCGUUCAUGAUCAAAGUGCAGGCCGUCAACACUCUGGGAUUUGGACCGGAACCAGAUACUGGGACCGGAUACUCCGGAGAGGACAAGCCUGAGGAAGCGCCCACAGGAGUUGCAACAAUCGUGAUGAACAGCACAGUCAGAGUCAAGUGGAACGCAGCCCAGAAUGUGCGAGGUCUGCUGAAGGGAUACAAGCUCUACAUCAAGAGGUUGGGUCCCCGGGAGGUGCGGGGCCGGAGGUCGCUCGGAAAACGGCACCACAAGGAGGAGAGGUUGGAGCGGGGGAAGGACGACGGGGAGAGAAGGGUGGUGGUGGUCUCCAGCACGAAGACCUCAGAGGAUGUGACAGGGCUGCAGCUGUAUUCCAGGUAUACGGUGUCUAUCACUGCCUUCAACAGCAAAGGGGAGGGCCCACACUCACCACCGCACCACUUCAACACCCCAGAGGGAGUGCCUGGUAAGCCGGCAUCACUGACGUUCGAGAGCCCAUCAGAGAAAUCACUGAAUCUCUACUGGACCCCUCCACUUGAACCUAACGGCAUACUGACUGGAUAUGUGGUGCAGUAUCAAAAGGAUGUGAUGAGCAGCCCGUUGCAGAUGGAGAUCAUCAGUGAUCCCAGUGUGACUCACAUCGAGUUGGAUGCUCUGGACCCCAGCACCUACUACAUCUUCAGUGUGAUCGCACGCACCGCCGCUGGAGAUGGACUUCCCAUCACUGAGAGGAACGCCACCUUGCUCGAAGGAGUUCCUCCAUCCAACAUCACCAUAAAUUCCAGUAACACAGCACUCAACCUGAGCUGGGUGCCCGGAGAGCGAGACAGGAACCACGCCUUCAAAAUCCACUACCGUAGGAAGAUCGCUGGGAGUGAAUGGGAGAAGUCAGAGGUGCUGAACUCCACGCAGGGUUUCUAUUCGCUGUCAGGCCUCCAACCAGGAACUUUUUACCACCUUAAGAUAAUGCAAGGAAACUCCACUCACUGGGAGGAAUGGGCAGAGACUACAGGACCCGUGCCAACGGCCAUGUCCAGUGGGUUUGCCACCCAAGGUUGGCUUAUAGGACUCAUCAGCGCCAUCGUGCUGCUGGUGCUGAUACUGCUCAUCCUCUGCCUUAUCAAACGCAGCAAGGGCGGCAAAUACGCAGUGAAAGACAAAGAAGACAAGGAGGUGGACUCUGAAGCUCGGCCAAUGAAAGACGAGACCUUUGGAGAGUACAGAUCCCUGGAGAGCGAUGCAGAUGAGAAGCGCUCAGACAGCCAGCCGUCUCUGUGCGGGGAGAGCAAGCUGGGCAGCGACGACUCUCUGGCUGAAUACGGAGACAGCGUGGACAUCCAGUUCAACGAGGACGGCUCCUUCAUCGGCCAGUACAGCAACCGGGGGCCCGCUCCCCCCGGCAACGAGAGCUCCGGUCCCGCCUCCCCUGUUAACGCAGUCCCGCCUCCCCCCAUCGCUCCAUCCAUGUCGAGCAUCCUGAACCGGCCCAGCUAGACACACACAUUACAAACAAAUACACACACAUCACACACACACACACACACACACACACACACACAAACACACUCCCUGCCUGCAACAAAACACAAAGGGACUGACCACUCCUGACUCCACUGCCUGUAAUGUUAUAGUGCAAGAACACACACACACACACACACACACACACACACACACUGUCUCAAUACAUUCCACAGGUUUAUGCAGUGAAGCUGUUUACAGGAAGUCUCGCCUUUUCUACUACAAGUUUACACACACACACACACACACACACACACACACACAAGCAAACACAUACAAUCAGACAUCCAUUCACUCUUCUACUGAAGAAAGAAAGACAGAGGGACGUGGAGGACAGGAGCAAGUUGCACCAGCUGUUCGUAACUUCAAACUUUAAAGUAGAAAUGUAUGCGUCACUAAAUUAAAGCGGGAUCGCACCACAAAAACUAGUUCUUGCGUAGAGUUUCUAAAUAUUCACACCCAGUAACGCCACUAGAUGGCGUAGACAAGCUAAUUUAAAAACUACAGUAUGUUCGCUAUCAGUUGAUACAAAGUGCAUAUUUCUGCCCGUUAUCGAUGCUGCAGUUGACUAACUCGUUUACAUUUUCGAAUGCUUUCUGAUUGGACACUGCCACAGAUGUUGCUCAGCAACAAGAGGCAGCCCCCGUGGCUGACAAAUGAAGCCGACACGGAAGUAACAAAACCUGGACUUCCUUUAACAGCCACUAGAGGCUGGCUCCAACAGUGAGCCAAUCUCUGCAAGGCUCAAUAUUAAACCUGUUUACAGCCUGGUGCAAAAAACUGUUUAUGGGGUCCAGCUUAUAGUUAUACAUAAUUACCCACGCUCCACCUCGUGCCUAUUUUUGGAUUAGCCGGGAGACGGUGGAGUCAAGAUGGCGACAGCCUGAGCCGACCACACCGAGCUUCACAACGGCUCUUCAGAAACCGAUUUACACGUUACUAAAGGUUCUACUAGCUAAGACUUCUAUAAUGUUUGAGUGGCGCAUCCCAGUUUAGUAUUCAGCUCGUGGUCACCGAGAAGGACACAAGCGUUUGAAUUUACCAACAGCUGGUGCUGAUGGCUGAUGUGAUGAAGAGUGAAACAAAGAAAAGGGGAAAAAAAAACACAAUUUCAUCUUGUUCGAACAAAAUGUCUUCAUCUUUCAUCAUAUACAAACAUUUACGUCUCAUUAUGUCUCAUCAACACAUUUCAUAUACAUUUUUUUAUAUAAACACCAUUUUCAGUAGGUUUUUUUUACCUGUUGUGCAUCACUGUCAAACGUCACCACUACGUGUCUUUCUUUGUGCUGUUGGCGAGCUAUUUAUUUGUGUUUGUUUGCAUGCGCCCGGGAAUGGUCCUGCUAUUUAUUGAUGUGGCUGUCAAACCUAAGAUGCACGCCCCUCCCCGAGGCAUUCAGAAUCAUUUAGUUGAUAUUUAGAGUUUUUAAAGAGUGACUGUUACUCUGUGUGUGCUCGUGCGUGAUUGUCCAUGCUCUCCAUCCCUGCCCUGUAACCUGCAGCGAUGCGAGAUAUGUUGCCUUAAGAGAGUCCAGUUGAGCCUCCUCUCCUUCCUCGUUCUGUCCAUCCGUCCGUCAGUCAUCCAUUCCUCCUCACACUCGUUCCUUUUCCAUAAUUUUUUGCGCCGCCGCGGGUAAAAUGCAGGACCAGAAUGUCACGGUGGCCCAGAGAGCUCAAAGCACUGAAAACACACAGAGAGAACACAACAGAACAACGGUUUAACCGUUUUUUUUUUUACCAUAUUGCUUUUGUGUUGGUUUAUUGUUAUUAUUAUUUGUCUGCUGCAUUGGCUCAUACUGCCAGGAGCUGGAAUGAGCUAGAAACGUGAAACCUGGCCCAAUAACUGAAAAUCACGUGCAUGUGCUUCCAAAGAAAUAUGAGCCCAUUCGGCCAGAUGGUGGUGCUGUAAUUAAGGUCCAAAAAGGCUAUUUUGAUAAGACCACGCCCCUCAUACUGGAAGUCUGAUUGACUUAAAAUUGGACACACAGCUCAAUGCACUCUACAAAAAGUCCACCAAACUAGAUUUUCCGUCAUCUCAAAUUUUUUGAAAAACACGUUUUUGACGCUUCCUCCUAAACUGUCGGUCCAGUUGCUACGAAAUCGUCUGUGAAUCAUCACUGGACAAUGCUUAUCAAACGCUGCAUAAGGCUUGUUGAUAUCUUGUUUAGUUUUCAAGAUAUUGACCAGUGAACUUCUGAAGGGGCAUUGCUCAGCACAUAAAUAGACAUAGGUCAACAACAGAUGUUAAAAAAGAAGGAGUGGCAUAAAACGAAUCAGAUUGUUUCGAUUCACAUAUUAUGACUAUUAUUUGAACUGGUGAUUAUCACCAAAGGCAAUUUUAAAUUAGUAGCAAAUAUUAUUAUAUAUUAUAUUAUUAGCAGUAAUAUCUCAACCAAUCAGAAUGUUAAAACUGAAUAAAACACCACUGACAGAUAGUCGACUUCAUGGGCCACAAACCACAGCAACAAAUAGUGUAACCCAAGUGUGUCCAUCACUUUUUAGUGUCCCCUGGAAACAGUUAUUUUGUGAGUAGUUUACAUUCAGUUCUGUGCGGCUUUUCUAUAUUUUCUUCUAAAUGCUGCACGCCGUUUUCUUCGCUUGCUUGUGUCUUUUAACAUGUUUUUGUAGGUGCAUUGAACUUUCUGGGCCACCAUAGCAUGUGAUUACAGACAGUCCUAUGCACACACACACACACACACACACACACACACACACUGAUGCAUGCAUAAAAUGGAGGCCUAUGGAAGCCGGUCCUCUGUAGCAAAAACCAUAUAGGACCCUCUGAAGGAGAGAGGGAGGAUGGAGGAAGACAAACAGGAGGAGGAGGAGGAGGAGUUGACAGAAAUAGAGAAUCUGAUGUAUCGUUCUCUGAAUGUAAAUAGAACCUUGAGAUUGUCAUUUUUUAAUUUCCAUUGCUUCUUUUUAUAAGAUGAUCAAAUUGUAAUUUUUUUUAUUAUGCUCUGUUUGAGUUUGUGCUGCAGCGUUUCCUUCGCUGGCCUUUGUAUCAUACUACCCCCCCCACCCCCAAACCCCACCCACCUCCCACCAUCAUCUCCUCUUAGGUUUACCUUGUGUCCAUUAGUAGCCCAGAGACAUUUAGAGAAGACUAGAAUCAUAGCGAGAACAACCACCCCUCCCUUCAUCCAGUUUCUUUAUAGCGCUUAGAGAUGCAGCAGAUAAUAUUGAUUAUUAAGAAUUCAUGUCAUAUAUGUCAACAUUUAUACACCUCGCUGAGGCAGCGCUGUGAUGUCUUCUGCAGCCCCGGAUGGAGCGAUAUCGGAAAUCGAUCUUAAUACUUAGAGGGUUUAUUUUUGUGGCUUCACUGCGUCGGACAUACUCGGUCUGACACAUUAUGUGAAGCAGGAUCACCAACCAGGGACUUGCCAUGUGUUUUGGACCCAGAGCUGAAGUUUGUUUCUAAUGUUUGUGGAGCAGAGAGGGAGCGGAGAGAUGAGCCCGAUGAGUCAUUUCACACACAAGGAGCAGAGAGACUUUUUAUUUUUAUUUUUAUCAUUGUCAACAAAUCCCAUGAAAAGACCAAAACCAACAAUGUGUUAGUCCGUCUCUCGAUACUUUCUGAAUUCCUGUUUGUAUCUCUCGGCUCCAAGCCCAUUGGUUCCUACUGCUGGUCACUGUUCUGACUAUUUCCAGCAGCAAUUAAUCCACAUUUGGUGCUUUAGUGAGUAUUUGGAGCUGCAGGGCUGUGUACAUGGGAUUGAGUCAAAAUAAACUACAGUGUCUGUGUUCAUUUUAAUGAAGGAAAAUGUCUCCCAGUGCCCAGCAGUAAUCUCUUUGACUACAUCUACACUAAGCCAUGUAAAUAUUUUGCAUCUACAGAGUUUCCAUGUGGGUUAAGGAUUAGGUUAUCUAACUUCUGUCCACAGUGACACACCUGAGCAAUAGAAAAACAGCUAAAUCUCGUCUUCUUCCUCUUUUCAGUUGGGCAAAUAACAGUGUGAGUGACACAAAAUCAUUCUUUAUGGACGUCUGACAAAAUCAACAUAAGCAUUUAAAAUGAUCAAUCACAAAGAAAGUUAGAGGCAGCAGAAAGUCCCUUUUAACUUUGUCACACAGCCACCGACUCUCACAGGACAGUUCACAUCACUGUUUCGCAAAGAUCCAUUUACCCUGAACAUGAUGAAACACUGUGUGAGGCAACAAGUACACAAGUAUUUUUUUAAAUGUGGAUUUCUCUAAGCAUUUUGGCCUUUCGUCUUUCGUUUAGAAAGAGUUAGGUACCUGAACACAAACUUUUUAGAAAACACCUAGCUGGCAAAUGAAGCAAACAUGGAAGUAACAAAAACUGCAGUUCUUCUAACAGCCUCUAGAGGCUGACUCCAGCAGUGAGUCAAUCUCCAUAAGGCCCCAUAUUAAAGUAAACAAAUUAACAGCAGAAAUAAACAUGUUUACAGCCUGGUACAAUAAACCAUUUUAGUCUCUAUGGUUAAUUAACCCCGUUCAUGACAACUGUACAGCAGGUGAAUUUCUAUAUAACUCACCUGUUUAGAUCACAUAAAGGCUUAAAUUUAUUCAUUUAAGAGUAUGGCUGCUCUGAUUGUGGGGGGUCUUUGCCCAUAUUUAUCCAGGAGCCAGCAGAGUCAGGACUGCCAAGAUGCCGACCACAAUGAGCUUCUCAGUGGCUCCUCAGUAACCUGACAUGUAGACAGGGAACAGAGUUUUGGUCUUGUGACGUAAGAACGUGCAGCGACAUUUGGUGGCCAAAACAGUGCUACUACUAGCUUUGCUAAAAGGAGUUUUUGUAUGUUUACAUGUAAAUGUACAGUCAAUCUUCCACUAUAUUGAGGAACAGAGGCAUCAGAAUACACGACAGAGCAGAGUCUUCACAGUGCUUCAAUUGGAGAUUUUUCUUUAGUUGUUUUUUUGUGUACGGGAUGUUUUCUUUUAGAACGAAGAGAGAAAACCCUGUUUUAAAAAUACCUGUGUACCUGUGGACCAAGCCAGAGUCUGGACUGCUGCUUAGUGUGGGCGACGUAGGUUGUGGGCCUCCAGUUUAUUCUCAUCAGUAAACUCACCAUCCUGCAUGAAAUCGCAGGAUGUUUACAGGAUGUUUACAGGAUGUUUACAGGAUGUUUAUCUUUGUUUUGUGUUGAAUCAGACAAAAGGAGGACCAUGAAAACAUCUCUCAGUCCAACAUGUUGCCUUGUUAAACGCCUCCCAGGUCUCGGCCCAAGCUCCUGUCUUUCUCUCUGCUCCUGACGCUGACUGUACAGCUGUCUGUCUGCCUGUCUGUCGCAGCCUUCUUUUAUACAUAUAAACACGUUGGGGGUGGAAAAACCCCACAAAAACUAGAAAAAAUAAAAUAAAAUAAAGACAAAAAAACUUUAGGUAUAAAUAAUAACAAUACUGCUAAAUAACAACCACAGCAACAGUGCUAUUCUCAGUUACAGUAUUGUCAUCAGUAGCGAUGAUGUGAUCAGUAACACAAUAAAAAUAAUCAGUAUCACAGGAUCGAGCAGGGACAUGAUAACAGUGGGGGGGGGUGUGUAGGGAGGGGGGACGACGGGGUUCAACACAAACACACAUAUACAGAGGGGAGGGGGGUGGGGUGAGGGAGGUGUUGGGGGGGUGUACUGCAAUAUUGAGGUGUGCUGAUGUUGUACCUGCUUGUUGCAUUGUGCGCUGUACUGUAGCUGACAAACUAACCCCAAACUGUCAACUAAUAAAUAAACAUGGACUACGCAUAUCCUGAAUAGA
Dicentrarchus labrax (European seabass) is the source of this 10115-nucleotide messenger RNA. Its product is annotated as neural cell adhesion molecule L1.1. The transcript has 30 exons. Gene Ontology annotation, biological process: cell-cell adhesion. NCBI's taxonomy places the organism in Eukaryota, Metazoa, Chordata, Actinopteri, Moronidae. The coding region runs from base 516 to 4379 and encodes 1287 amino acids. Gene Ontology annotation, molecular function: protein binding. The record is from RefSeq and is a predicted model, not a curated record.